AUGGAGCCCCUGAUGCGAAAAGCAGAACAUCCGAGAAUAGUGACCGUUGCUAGUCAAGCCGGUCUAUUAAAAACAUUGAGAACAGAAGAAUUGAGAGAUCAGUUUGAAAACAAGGACGGUAGUCUCACGGUAGAGAAGCUCGGCCAGGCCAUGGAAAAUUACGUCACCGAAGCGGAGGCCAAAG
Messenger RNA from Sphaeroforma arctica JP610, 184 nucleotides. RefSeq lists its product as hypothetical. The annotation marks the transcript as partial. Lineage: Eukaryota; Ichthyosporea; Ichthyophonida. The transcript has 2 exons. The record is from RefSeq and is a predicted model, not a curated record.